This is a messenger RNA of Ctenocephalides felis (cat flea), 4159 nucleotides long. RefSeq names its product transcription initiation factor TFIID subunit 2-like. Gene Ontology annotation, biological process: transcription initiation at RNA polymerase II promoter. Gene Ontology annotation, molecular function: metallopeptidase activity; zinc ion binding; chromatin binding. NCBI's taxonomy places the organism in Eukaryota, Metazoa, Arthropoda, Insecta, Siphonaptera, Pulicidae. The record is from RefSeq and is a predicted model, not a curated record. The transcript is spliced from 21 exons. Gene Ontology annotation, cellular component: transcription factor TFIID complex. The coding region runs from base 1 to 3750 and encodes 1249 amino acids.
AUGAAGAAAGAACGUUCAAUAUAUAAAUUCAUUAAAAAUAUUUAUUUUACAGCUCAUCAAAUAUUAAGUUUGACUGGUAUUAGCUUCGAGAGGAAGAGCAUAAUUGGCUUCGUGGAAUUGACAAUAGUACCUUUGAAAGACAAUUUGAGAAGCAUUAAACUAAAUGCUAAGCAAUGUAGAAUUUACAGAGUCACAUUAGGCGAUUGUGAGGCUACUUUUCAAUAUUUUGAUCCCUUUUUGGAUAUCUGCAAAAAUGAUUCAAAGACGAGAUCUUUGGAGGUAUUUUCUAAGUGUCAUUUAGCAGCUGCUCAAAAUAUAGAUCCUGAUUGUAAUGCAGGAGAAUUAUUUAUCAAUGUGCCCCAUGAAGCAAGCCAUCUCAUUGGUGAAGGUAGAGGUUUAAGAGUUGGAAUAGAAUUUUCUUUAGAGCAACCUCAAGGUGGCUUGCAUUUUGUUGUGCCUGAAACUGAAGGCACCAUGGAAGAGAGGGCAGCUCAUAUGUACACCUAUGCACAUGAAAACUCAUCAAGACUCUGGUUUCCUUGCGUGGAUUCUUAUGCCGAGCCUUGUACUUGGAGUCUUGAAUUCACUGUUGACGCAGCAAUGACAGCUGUCUCUUGUGGUGAUCUUGUAGAAAUUACUAUGACGCCUGAUAUGAGGAGGAAGACUUACCAUUAUGUUUUAAAUACUCCUGCUUGUGCUCCUAAUAUUGCUUUAGCUGUUGGACCUUUUGAAACUUAUGUGGACCCCCAUAUGCACGAAGUGACCCACUUUUGUCUACCACAACUAAUGCCUUUAUUGAAGAACUCUGUUCGAUAUAUGCAUGAAGCUUUUGAGUUUUAUGAGGAGACUUUAGCUACAAGAUAUCCAUAUCCUUGUUAUAAGCAAGUUUUUGUUGAUGAGACUGUUCAAGAUGUAGCUGCCUACACUACCAUGAGCAUUCUGAGUACUCAUUUGCUUCAUUCCAUAGCUAUAAUUGAUCAAACUUAUAUAACCAGGAAAGCAAUGUCUCAAGCAAUAGCUGAACAAUUCUUUGGUUGCUUCAUUACAAUGCAGAGCUGGUCUGACACCUGGCUCAAUAAAGGAAUUGCUGAAUAUCUCUGUGGGUUGUACUCGAAGAAAUGUUUUGGAAAUAAUGACUACAGAGAGUGGGUUAGACAGGAAUUGUUGGAUGUUGUGGCUUAUGAAGAACAGUAUGGUGGUAUAGUUUUGGAUCCCAGUCAAGCACCUGCACCUCUUCCUGUUGCCGCUGCCUCUGGCACAUCUCCUGUAACAGGUGCUGGAGGGCCCCAAGGACGAGGAGGCAAUCACCAUGCUACAGUGGCUCAAAAUAAUGGGCAGAAUGUACACCAUUUCCCUACCAGAAGUCUGCAUACUAUGUCACCAAAGUAUAUACAGGCAAUGAGAAAAAAGGCUCAUUUAGUCAUUAGAAUGUUGGAACAUCGGAUUGGUCAAGAAUUACUGCUGCAAGUGUUUAACAAACAAUUAGCUUUGGCUACGAAUGCUUCUACACAAAAAAUUGGCAGUGGAUUAUGGCAUCAUAUGCUAAUUUCUACAAAUGUCUUCACAAAAGCUAUAUUUACUGUUACCGGCAAAGAUAUGGCUGUUUUUGUUGAUCAGUGGGUCAGGACUGGUGGACAUGCCAGAUUUUCGCUGACAUCAGUUUUUAAUAGAAAAAGAAAUACUGUAGAGUUGGAAAUCAGACAGGAUGCAGUUAGUCAAAGAGGUAUUAGAAAAUAUGUUGGUCCAUUGCUAGUUACUUUGCAAGAACUUGAUGGAACUUUUAAACAUACUUUACAAAUUGAAAAUACAGUUGUUAAAGCUGACAUCACUUGUCAUUCCAAGAGUCGUAGAAAUAAAAAGAAAAAGAUUCCUUUGUGUACAGGAGAAGAAGUUGAUAUGGAUUUGAGCGCUAUGGAUGAUUCUCCAGUUCUCUGGAUUCGCCUGGAUCCUGAGAUGACUCUUCUUAGAUCAACUCAAAUCGACCAGCCAGAUUACCAAUGGCAGUACCAGUUGAGACAUGAGCGUGAUGUCAUUGCUCAGAUGGAAGCGAUUGAUGCAUUGGAACGCUACCCAACUCCUGCCUCGCGAAUGGCUUUGACUGUCACUAUUGAGAAUGAGCAAGCAUUUUAUAAAGUUCGAUGCAAAGCUGCUCAUUGUCUGACAAAGGUGGCCAAUGCAAUGGUUUCCACUUGGGCAGGGCCUCCAGCCAUGUUGGCUAUUUUCAGAAAAAUGUUUGGGUCUUUUUCAGCUGCUCAUAUCAUACGGCAGAAUAAUUUUACUGAUUUUCAACACUAUUUUCUACAAAAAACUAUACCUGUUGCAAUGGCAGGUCUCAGAAAUGCUCAUGGCAUUUGUCCUCAUGAAGUAAUUAGAUUUUUAAUAGAACUAUUCAAAUACAAUGAUAACUCAAAAAAUCAUUACUCAGAUUGUUACUAUAGAGCUGCAUUGGUUGAUGCUUUGGGAAACACAGUUACACCAGUUGUUUCUAUGGUGCACCAGGGUGCUCCCAUAACUGCAGAAUCACUAUCUGCAGACACAAAACUGGUUUUGGAAGAAAUCACAAGAAUGCUGAAUUUAGAAAAGGUUCUGCCUUGUUAUAAAAACACAGUAUCCGUGUCUUGCUUGAAAGUUAUCAGAAAAUUACAAAAAUGUGGGCAUUUGCCAAGCAGGCCUACAUUAUUUAAGGCAUAUGCAGAAUAUGGACAGUAUAUAGAUGUUCGAUUGGCAGCUCUAGAAUGCCUGGUGGAUUUUGUUCGAGUUGAUGGCAGGCGAGAUGGCUUGAACAAACUUUUAGAUGUAGUAGAGACAGAUAGAGACCCCGGGGUCAGACAUGCUCUCGUUAGAAUGCUUAUUGAUAAACCGCCUUUUGAAAAAGGACACAGGCAUAGGUUGGAUACGAAGGAUUUGGUGGAAAGAAUUUGGAAUAAUAUCAAUGGCAUGUUGUCGCAUGAUACAAGACUACGUUGUGAUCUGGUAGAUUUAUAUUUUGCAUUGUAUGGAUCUAGAAGACCUCAAUGUCUUCAAAGCAAUGAAAUGUCUAACUUGGUUAAACCUCAACGAGUAUCAAAUCCUAGGCCUAGAAGUCCACAUUUUGGAGGAGAGUCAAAGCACCAUUUCACCACCUCCAUGGCUACUUCAACAAUAACCAAACCCAGUUACAAUCCCUCGCCCUUGAUGUCAUCUCAUGACAUGGACAUAUCAAUGUCCAGUGGGCAUCUGAAGAGACCUCAUCCAGAAUCACAAGAUGUUCCUGGUCUGCAUAACAUUAAAAGCGAAGGAGACGAAAUCGAUAUAAAGCCUGUUAAGAGAGAAUGUUUGGACAUGGAUGACCAACGUGGAAGACAGAUUGUUGAUUAUUCUGAUAUGCACGAGGUUAAAGUUAAGAGUGAAUUAGAAAGUGAUAAAAAUAUUGAAUUCAUGAGGCAAAAUGUAGCGCUGCCUAUUGAUCGAAAACCAUUUGACUUGAGCAGUUCAUUUGUGAAGCAGGAGUCUCAAUCUGGUGCUGAUGCAAGCAUUUCAAAGAUGAAAAAGAAGAAAAAGGAUAAAAAGAAACACAAACAUAAACAUAAACACAAGCACAGCAAAAAGGACUCUUCAGGACAAUCUAUUAAAAAGCACCAUAGUCAUGAUGGCAGCGGACAGCAUACAAAGACACAUCUAUCAAGUGUUCUCGAACAGGAUAAUCAGGAGACUCUAAGCAGUGUUAGCUCAACGCCAAGCCCUGGUUCAAAUUCACAAGACGUUCUUUGAGAUAUUUGUGAUGAGUUCCAUGGACACCACUCGACAAUUGAAAGCUGAGAAAAAUCAAUCCAGCAAUGACGAACCAAAGAAUUCUACAAAAAUAGUAUUUGUAUUAUUAAAUUUAAAAAAAAACAUUGACCACACUCUGCCCGUUAAUAAAUCCAAAAGAUCUAUACUGAAUCAUCCGAUUCCUAGAAAUUUUGAUUAUGCUGAAGCACCAGUUUUUGAAUCGGAUACAGAUUAUGAGAAUUAUUUAAAAACAUAUUUUUAUCAUGAUGAUGGACUAAUUUCCAAGCAUCAGCCGAGGCCCCAUGGUGGUAAAUCAAGAAGACGAUAUAGAAAUAGACCUAGAAGAAGGUACAGGAGACGUAGACCGGAUGCAACAAAGUGCAGGAGAAAGAUUUAUUUUAGAACUAGA